Molecule: messenger RNA, 996 nt
Organism: Acanthosepion pharaonis
Lineage: Eukaryota; Metazoa; Mollusca; Cephalopoda; Sepiida; Sepiidae
Source: the annotation of a GenBank genome assembly
AUGCUUAAUAUUUGGCAGCCGAGGCACUAUUUUUGUCUCUCUUUCUCUUUUUUUCCUCUCUGUUGUUUUUAUAUGCUUUUCUUUUAUCACAAGUAUUCCGCCAUCUUUAUUGUUCCCUUCUUUUCUUUCUCUUCUUUUGUCUUUUUUUCUUUUUUCUUUCUCUAUUUCUCAAUCUCUUUGCGUUAUUCUUUCUUUCUUUCUUUCUUUCUUUUUCUCUGCUUCUUUUCAUGUUUCCCUCUCUUUCUUUUUGUCUCUUUUCUUUUCUCUAUUGUACCAUCCAUUUCUUUUGUUCUCCUUUUCUUUCUCUUUUUAUUUCUUGCUUUUCUUUUCUUUCUCUUUCUCUGUCUUUCCAUAAAUUUGUGUUGGUCGUUUUUUUUUAAUCUCACUCUUUUCUUUGUCUUCUUCUCCUUUUCUUUGUCUUUCUAUCUUUUUCUUUCUCUAUUCCUCUAUCAUUUAUGCAAUUAUUUUCUUUCUUUUUUUCAUUUGUUCUCUUUGUCUAUUCCCUGUUCUGUUUUCUCUUUUCUUUCCCCCCCCCUUUUUGUCCAAUUUAACAUGUAUUUAUUUCGUUCUUCUUUUCUUUCUCUCACCCUUUUGUAUUGUUUUCAUCUUUUCUUUCUCUAUUCCUUUUCCAUUUGCUUUUUUCUUUUCUUCCUUUCUAUCACUCCUUUUCUUCCUCUCUUUUUCUUUCUCUUUCCUUAUUCCAUGUUUCUUUUUUAUUUUUUUCUUUUGUCUAUUCCUCUUUUUCAUGUUCUUUUUUUCUCUCACCCUUUCCUUUUCCCUCUUUCCUUUUCUUUCUCUUUCGUGUUUUCUCCGUUCCUCCAUUCCUUUAUCGUUUUUCUUUUCUUUCGAUUUUUCCUUUACUCUCUUUCUCUUUUAUUUUUUUUCUUUAUACCUUCUUCAUUUGUGUUCUUCUUUCUUUUUUUCAUUCUUUUCAGACAUGGAGUAUUGCUGCCAUAUAUGGUCUGGAGCCCCCUCUGUUUGCCUCGGGGUUCUUGA